Molecule: messenger RNA, 300 nt
Organism: Meloidogyne enterolobii
Lineage: Eukaryota; Metazoa; Nematoda; Chromadorea; Rhabditida; Meloidogynidae
Source: the annotation of a GenBank genome assembly
AUGUCGGAAUCUAAUUUUUGUAUAUUAUUAAAAAUUGUUUUUAUAAUUUUAUAUAAGUCUGGUAAAUAUUUGCAGGCUUGUAUACAGAAAGAACCGAUUGAUCGUCCAACAAUUGAUGAUAUUCUCAAAUUUCUGAAUGGGGAUAUUACUCAUUUUGAUUACGAGCCUCGUGAGAUGGAGAAAGAAACUGGAAAAAAGCCGAAAGAAGAAGAAAAAAGCAGUAAAGGUAAACGUCCUGAAAUUCGCGGCAAAGGUAAACAUAGUGGUGGGAAAAAGGAGAAGCAUCUAAAACUUGGUUAA